Messenger RNA from Ceutorhynchus assimilis (cabbage seed weevil), 1513 nucleotides. The record is from the annotation of a GenBank genome assembly. NCBI's taxonomy places the organism in Eukaryota, Metazoa, Arthropoda, Insecta, Coleoptera, Curculionidae.
UCAUAACCUCAUUUCCAUUGUUUACAUUUGUUUAAAUAGUUUGUUUGCUGAUAUUUUAUAUAAAUAAAUUAUUCAAAAACGUUUGAAGGAAAGUGAUUUAUAAAUGAAUAAACCAAUUUUUGUACUAUUAAUUUGUUUAUCGUUAACUCCUACAAACUAUGGAGAAGAUGUCAGUCACGAAUUAAUUACACCCAAGUUAAUAGAUUGCAAUAAUCUAAGAAUGGGGCAAUAUCUCUGUCCGGAUCCUUCAUACAACUUGGUGGAUCCCAAAACUCAACAAAUUCGCGGCUGUACGAAGGAAAACAAAGCAAAAUUGCCUUGUUUGGUGGUGGAGGGCCUCAUUUGCCAGGAAACACAAAACCGAACUUUUACUAGAGAAGUAGAUUGCCAAUGGACGAAUGGCUAUCAUUUUGAUACAGCAAUGCUGCUCUCCAUAUUCCUAGGGAUGUUCGGUAUAGACAGAUUUUAUUUGGGUUACCCUGCCAUAGGGCUAGCCAAAUUUUGCACUCUUGGAUUUAUGUUCCUGGGACAACUUGUCGAUGUUAUUUUAAUCUCAACACAAGUAGUGGGACCUGCAGAUGGUUCCGCUUACAUUAUUCCAUAUUACGGUGCCCGAGUUGAGGUGAUUUUAAGUGAUAAUUUCACUUAUAAAUUAAAACAAGACGAUUGGUAGGAAGUAGGUAUUGAAUUGAAUGAAACUGUGAUAAUAGCAUAUAAUUAUUAUAUUAGAUAAUUAAUCAACAACUCCUUUUUCUCUUAAUAAACCAUUUAUCCUAUUUCCUAAGCUGGAAUAAUAUUUCAUUUUUAUUACAAAAGCUUUAGCUUGUUUUAAAUCAUUUUUCCUAAAACACUCAUCAAUACUUUUUGCAAUAAUUUCCAAUUGAUUUUUGUUUUUAAUAUUAAACUUCUUUAGUUCUUCUAUAUCGCUUAUAUUAUCUAGUUCUUCAUUCAAUUCCAUCAUUUCCAUUAAGAAUUCUGGGUCAUCUAAAGUUUGUUCCUCUCCUAAUUUAUCACCUUUUAAUUGUAAUAAAUGUUCUGCCCUUUUCAAUGGCACUUGUAAGUUACUAUAUGCUUUAUUAACCAAAGAGGAAUAAUUUGCAGAUAUCGAUUGUUCUUCCUUGCUUUUAUUGGUGAAUUUAUCAGGAUGCAAGUGACUUUGCAAGGCCCUGUAUUUAUUCCUCAACUCUUUUGUAUCGAUAUCGAAUUUCUCGUCCAAAUUAAGUAAUCUAAAAUAAUUUUCGGUCUCUUGUGGAUUUUGUAUCACGUAACAUUCACUACAGAAUACGCUAAGCAAGUUUUUCCUUUCUAAACCACAUUUCCAGCAAACGUUCGGAUUGAAUCUUUGGGAAAUAUAGUUUUGAGAUAAUCUAGUCAAUUUCGUGUGGGAUUUGUUUAAAGUAUGAUAGGUAUUAUAUUUGUGAUUAGUAGUUACAAUUUUAAGUAUUUGUUUAACUAAGGACAUUAUUUUAAUUUAUAUUUAAACAGAAAUUUAAAAAUUACCAAACAAAGUCCC